AUGGCUUCGUCGCUUCACCCCGUAAAGAAAAGAAACCAAAAUCAUACUCCUUCUCUGCAUCAGAAAUCAAGAAUACCAGUCAGAAUGACUCGCCUGAGCAGAGAGAGUAAGAGAAGAUCUUUGUCAGAGAACGAGUCUGAUAACAAAGCGCAGCUAAAACAGGUCUGCAAAGAUGAGAAAGAACCACGCGUCACAACUGAGAAACUUGAAACGUACCGAAAGAUGAUAAAAACUUUGCAGGCUGACCUGGAAGAGAGCCAAGUUGAGAUAAAGCGAAUGCAGCUUAAGGAAGAAUACAAAGAAAGAGAGCUGGCAAAUUUAAAACGUGAUUUCAAGAGAAAGGAGCGAAAAUGGGAAGAAGGAAAUGCAUUCGUGGAAAAGGUUAUGGUGGAAAGAAGAGAGCUAUUGGAUGAUGUUGAUUACUUGGAGGAAAGCUUAAAGAACAGUCAAGAAAGGAAUGAAGAUCUGAUGUUUGAGGUUGAUGAGCUGAAGAUAACGAUACAGGAAAUGAACAGGGAGGAAGGGAUGGAACACAGUCGCGAUGGACGCGGACAUCUACGCGAGGAAGUAGAGCUACUAAAUGGAUCCCAGGAGUUUAAUGAACAGCGAAUAGCUCUGUUAGAGAGUCAAGUGGAAGCGUUUAAAGCCGAAAGAGAAGAGUUCUUGGAUGAUGUUGAUUACUUGGAGGAAUGUUUGAAAAACAGUCAAGAAAGAAAUGAAGAUCUGGUGUUUGAGGUUGAUGAGCUGAAGAUAUCGAUACAGGAAAUGAAAAGGGAGUACAUGAUGGAACACGGUCGCGGUGGAUGCGGGCAUCUACGCGAGGAAGUAGAGUUACUAAAUGGAUCCCUAGAGUUGAAUGAACAGCGAAUGGUUCUGUUAGAUUACCAAUACCAUGAGAUAAAAUGUGACACCUCAAAGACUUCAAUGGAUCUCAAAGAUGAAAUUGCGAAGUUACAAAAAGAAAAAUCCAAACUAUCCUCGUUACUAUCAAAGGCAUCAGAAGAAGAAAACCAGUUGUAUGAGUUAAAAUUUGAAAACUCAAGGAUCACAAGAACAUUUGAAGAUCAUAUAACAAGGUUAAGAAGAGAGAACUGCACUUUGACUGCCAUACUAUUAAUGGCUUGCGAAAAGGAUGACCAGUUGACAGAACUGAAAGAAAAAGGAGAACUGAAGAAGCAAAAAGAGUGUGGUUCUUAUCCAGAGAAAGAGCUCUACGUGAGAAUUGGACAUCAAGAGAAUCAGAUGGUAACCAGGAGAGAAAAAGCUGCUUUACAUCAGAUAAUGUUUUUGGAUGAUGAAAGUGAUGUGGCAGCCCGUAGUCAAGGAGACACUAUGAAUAUAUGGGUGAAUGACUCCAGGAUGGUGGAACGUUUUGAAACAAGGAGAGAUCAACACUUCGACCGCGUCAGUAUUACCGCUAAAGUUGACCUCACCAUGCGGAAACUCUCAGCACACGGAUCACCUAAUAUCGUUUCGAUCCUUCUCUGCAGUGUUUAA
Pocillopora verrucosa is the source of this 1497-nucleotide messenger RNA. The record is from RefSeq and is a predicted model, not a curated record. Lineage: Eukaryota; Metazoa; Cnidaria; Anthozoa; Scleractinia; Pocilloporidae.